Mirounga angustirostris (Northern elephant seal) is the source of this 3053-nucleotide messenger RNA. It is a transcript of the gene HYKK, whose product is annotated as hydroxylysine kinase. The coding region runs from base 158 to 1288 and encodes 376 amino acids. NCBI's taxonomy places the organism in Eukaryota, Metazoa, Chordata, Mammalia, Carnivora, Phocidae. The record is from RefSeq and is a predicted model, not a curated record. The transcript has 5 exons. Gene Ontology annotation, molecular function: amino acid kinase activity.
CUGGCGAAGGCGGCCCCGGGGAACGGGCUCCAGCGGCAGCCGGACGCAAGGCGAGGGGAGAGAGCACGACGCCCCGAACGAAUCCCGGGGGAGACCGCCCGCAGAGCCGCGGGGGGCGCCGGACCCCGCUGCAGAUUGUUUGUUUUCCCUAGACAUAAUGUCACAUGGAGAUGAUCAGCAAUCGCACGCUCUUGCCAAACCUACUUUCAGUGACGUACAAGCCUCUGCAUUAGUGGAAUCGGUAUUUGGGUUAAAAGUUUCCAAGAUCCAGCCGCUUCCUAGCUAUGAUGACCAGAACUUUCACGUGUGCAUUUCAAGUACCAAAGACACUACAGAUGGGCCAACUGAGUACGUUCUCAAAAUAAGCAACACCGAGUCCAGCAAAACUCCAGAGCUGAUUGAAGUGCAGAAUCACGUCACCAUGUUUCUGAGAGCUGCUGGGUUCCCAACGGCCUCUGUGCGUCACACUGUGGCCGGCAACCUCACUGGUCUCAUGGCCGUAGAUGGCGGCGCCGGAGUCCCAAGCCACCUGGUGAGGCUGCUGUCAUACCUCCCGGGAAGACCCGUUGCCGAGACCCCCAGGAGCCCCCAGCUGCUGUACGAGAUUGGGAGGCUUGCUGGCAAACUGGAUGAGACCUUGCAGAAAUUCCAUCACCCACAGUUAAGUAGUCUUCGUCGGGAGAACUUCAUUUGGAAUCUGAAAAACGUUCCUCUUCUGGAGAAAUAUCUGGAUGCCUUGGGCCAGAACCGAAACCGGGAGAUUGUCGUGCAGGUCAUUCAGCUGUUCAAGGAUGAAAUCCUGACCAAACUAAGUCAUUUUCGAGAGUGUAUCAAUCAUGGAGAUCUUAAUGACCAUAAUAUUUUAGUGGAGUCCAGCAAGUCAGCCUUUGGAGAUGCUGUAUAUCAAGUGUCUGGGAUUUUGGACUUCGGCGACAUGAGCUACGGCUACUAUGUGUUUGAAGUGGCCAUCACCAUCAUGUACAUGAUGAUUGAGAGCAAGAGUCCCGUACACGUGGGAGGUCACGUCCUUGCAGGGUUUGAGAGCGUCAUCCCGCUGACGCCCGUAGAGAGGAGUGCCUUGUUUCUCCUCGUGUGCGGUCGCUUUUGCCAGUCCCUCGUCAUCGCUGCAUAUUCUUGCCAGCUACACCCAGAGAACAAAGACUAUCUCAUGAUUACCGCAAAAACCGGGUGGAAGCACUUGCAGCAGAUGUUCGACAUGGGCCAGAAGGCUGUGGAAGAAAUCUGGUUUGAAACUGCUAGGUCCUACGACUCUGGGGUCUCCAUGUGACCCGGGAGCCUUCACAUGAGCUCCGAUCAUGAAAAACCCAAGGGGACCAAAUCUCAUUCUACCCAGGAUUUCCCUGCACAGUGAGAAAUGAACUGAUGGAACAGACCAGUGCCCGUGAAACCACAAAGGCCUUCAAGCAAUCUCACGACCACUCUUUAAAUUUACGCAAGUGCCCCCUGAGCAGGCACGUCUCUCUGGGGGUCCAGCUAGCCUCAUGUAUAAAACAUGCAGGAGGAUGUUUGGAGUCAGAUAAUCUCUCAAGGACUGUUCCAGCCCUGAGCUCAGUGACUGUGCUAAACUUUGAAAGGAACACAUGUGUAUGGACAGAUUCACAUAUUUUAAAAAUUGGGCGUCACACAGGCACCUGGAUAACACAGCACCAAUUCUGUGAAGCCUCCUCCUGUUGCUCCAUUUCUCUAGAACCCCACUGUUCUUGUCUUCAUUAUGGCACGUCACCUGGUAUCCUGGAGUAUGUCCGUAGCCUAAGAGGGCAGAGACUACAUCAAACUAUUUUUUCGUCUCUCAUCCCUUUUUUUAUACCUGAUACAGCGCUUCCCCCUGGUUUCAAAGGAUGUUUGCAAAAUUAAUGUACGCUAAGAGAAAGGUGUGAGAAGAUACGGCACAGACUAAGAUACAGACAGUGUUCAUAAGAAAAAGUGUUAAUGUGCUUGAGAGGGUAGUUGAAACUGGACCUCUAGAGAUGGAUGCUGGAAGGCACUGGGCCUGCGAGGAAGCCAAGAAAGACCUCUGGGCAAGGCCACCAACUCCUGAGUGAGCUACCUAAACAUCACAGUUACUUAUCAGGUUGACACUAAGAAAGUCUCUAAGCAGAUAUUUUAAAAUCGCUCUCAUUUAUGGUUCUUUUCAUAUGAAUAUGUAAUGUUGGUGAACCGUAGCUCACCGUGUACUUGACGUUCAUUAUACUUCUGUUUCCUUCGCUGAUUUCUCUUCAUGUCUCUCUUCGUAUGAUUUAUUAAAUGGCUCUUUACUUAUUCUUGUGGGUUUGUCCGUUCUCUAAGACGUCUCAAGUCUACAAGCCUGGUCAUUCAAACACCCUUUCAGUGUUGUCUCUUUCAAUAUAUAUGAACAACCACUGCUCUGUCUGUGGAGUCGCCUCGUUAGAGGAAAUUCAGGUGUAGUUGAUAGGGGUUUAUGAUGAGUAACAAAGACACUCCUCUCUCCCCUACCAUUCAGGAGAUUACAAGGGUUUUAGAGGCUUUGUCCCAGAACCAGGACGAAAACCAAACUGUAUUUCUUAUUAUAUCACAGUAUUUUACAUGCAUUAUCUCAUUUCAUCUCCACAACAAACCCCCGAGAGAAGCAAUGCAAUGAUUAAUUCCCAUUUUCAAAUGAGGAGUUUACUUACAGAGCCAGGGUCCUAGUCUUCUCCUUCUCCCACCCACCAUGCACGCACGCGUGAGCACAUCUGUAUCAGGAUCAAAUGAGAUCACUCACAUGAAAGCACUUACACUUCUGAAAUUUAAGGCAUUGUGUAUAUAUAUAUAUAUAUAUAUAUAUAUUUUUUUUUUUUUUUUUUUUUUUUUUUUUUUUUAAGAUUUUGUCAUUAACUGGGGCUCCUGGGUGGCUCAGUCGUUAAGCAUCUGCCUUCGGCUCAGGUCAUAGUUCCAGGGUCCUGGGAUUGAGCCCCCGCAUCAGGCUCCCUGCUUGGCGGGAAGCCUGCUUCUCCCUCUCCCACUCCCCUGCUUGUGUUCCCUCUCUUGCUGUGUCUCUCUCUGUCAAAUAAAUAAAAUCUUAAAAAAAAAAA